Molecule: messenger RNA, 2057 nt
Organism: Chaetomium strumarium
Lineage: Eukaryota; Fungi; Ascomycota; Sordariomycetes; Sordariales; Chaetomiaceae
Exons: 1
Coding region: 200-1732 (510 amino acids)
Source: RefSeq, a predicted model, not a curated record
CUGGAGGUUACCCCAUACAGCGCUGGUGGUCGCAUCAUCGCCCCUCGUCUGAAUUAUUGGGAUGUCCAGUGCCUGCGCAAGGAUACAGGAAGUUUGCCGCAGGUUUCCCCGGCCAAAACGAAACGAGAGCAAACGCGAGAUUAGACGGCGCUGUGGCGAUCCAGGGUCCGCCCUAGAGGAUCCGAGACAUUAACCCGUCAUGCUAAGCAACGACCCUACCUCGUCCUCCCCGCUCUCGUCCGAGUUGCACCUCCCGUCUCGCACUGUACCUGCUCGCGCGUUGCCACCAGACACAGCUGCCCUGAAUAAUGGAUACGUUUCCCCGCGGUCGCAACACGAGACAAGCACAUCAACGACGCGUCCUUCACCAUUAAGCCUGAACCCACCACCGCCGUCACGCUUAUCACUUCCACCGCUGUCAGAGUACCACAGUGGUUUUGCCAGUGAGGACUCUGGCUCGCCCUACAAUCCAGCAAACCAUCGCAGGCAGCAGUCCUUUCCAAAUCUGGUGCCGUUGGCCUUGAGGAGCAGGUCCCCAUCACCCACCAAGAAGACGGAACCUAGGCGGUCCUCGGAAUUCAUGCCGUACACCGGUGACGGAAGAAGCAGCGCGAGAGCGGCGGCAGAAGCACAACGCGGAGGAGGCGGGGGGUUCAUUAAAUGGCUGAGUGGCAGCAGUGGGACGGCGGACGCGCCACAGCCGUCCCUGCCUGCGGAUGCCCACACUACGCAAACGGCAUUGAAAGAUGCCGCAAUGCCAAACAGCACAACUCCCAAGACCACCAUGACAACGGCAUCCCGCCUCAUGUCGGUCGUGUCCUUGCGCUUUGGGCCUACGACGCCCACCAGCCCUGCAGUCGACACCGAAAAGUUGUGCAACCUCGAUAUCGAGGCAGCGCUCUUCCCCCACGGCUCGCCUUCGGACGGGGACGCUUUCUCUCCGUCAGCUUUCAAAAACCUCCAAAUGAACGCCAUGGGCGUCCUUACGAAGAUGCAGACAGCCUUUCGAGAACAGACCGUGGUCCUCCGCGAGCUACAAGCCGAGCAGUCCGCGCAGAAAGACGAACUAGAAGAAGCCGAGACGCGUGCGCGGCACCUCAAAAUGCAGCUCGAAGACAUGGCACGCAAGGCCCAGGAACACGAGCAAACGAUCAAGUUGCUUAUGGAGGAGCUAGCGGCGGAAAGGAAAGCAAGGGCGGAGGAACAGCUCGCUGCUGCUGCUCGUCCUCCUCCUGUCCCGCCUUCCGAACGGGCAUCGAUGAUUUCGGAGGAUCUGGGGGUGGAUGAUGACCAGCGGCAGAGGAGGAUGAGCCACAGGAAGAGCUGGAAGAGUAGCCCGUCGUGCGAGGAAGAUACCGACGAGGACGAAAACGCGAGCGCUGAGAGCGAGAGCGUGUUCUCAAGGUGCCGGAGUCCCGGACUGCAUUUGCCUGAUGGUCCUGGGACACCCCAUGCAAGGAACCCUACCGGUGGAUCAGUGAAUGUCACUCCAAAGCAGAAGUCUGGACAGCAGCUGAGUGCUUUUCAGAAGAUCUUUAAGGGGAUCUCGGGCGACUCUGGGGAGAAUUCAGGGGCGAAUGGGUGUGCGAAUUGCAGAGGACAGGAUGCUAGCGUCGCCUGGAACACCGUCAGUUUACUCAGAGACGAGAACAGGCAUCUCAAGACAAGAGUUGGAGAGCUGGAAGUUGCUGUAGAGGGGGCCCUAGACUUGGUGAACGGCAUUUGGUUAUGAGUUGCUCAGCCUGGCCGGAUCCGCGCGGCCCCCCCCCAACCCCCCCCAACCAAACUAGAGUUGUAUAUGGUGUUCGGACAUAUGGCGUUAUAUAGCGACGCACUGGCUGGUUUCUAGCCCACGCUCUUGCAUUGUAUUUGCAUCAAUGGCUACCUUGCGACAUAGAUCGGGUUUCCCCGAAUGGAUUUCGGUACUCAUUUGGAUAAAGGUUAAUGGACACAACAGAUAAGCUGCAUCCAUGGCAAGCUCGCCAGUGUUUACCGGUGCCUUUGGCCCAAAAGCUCAUUCUGCUCUUGUCUAAAGCAUUACACUCGGUACAAGCCGU